Rubroshorea leprosula is the source of this 2281-nucleotide messenger RNA. The record is from the annotation of a GenBank genome assembly. NCBI's taxonomy places the organism in Eukaryota, Viridiplantae, Streptophyta, Magnoliopsida, Malvales, Dipterocarpaceae.
GAUCGCUUAUUGUCUGCUGAAAUUUUCGUUCUGAAAACAGAAACUGAAAAGGAAGAUAUCGAGAUCCUUAUCAUUACGAGCACCGCACCGAAAUGGAUAGCGCCGGCAAUCCACAAGAUGUUCUUGUACCACCAGUUGAAGGUGUUGCCGGAGGAGGGACAGCUUAUGGAUGGAGUGAUGGUGGUAUAGAUAGCUCAACUCGGCUGAGGGGUUCAAUUGAUCCCAGAGAGGUUCCCACUGAAGAUUUAGUGCAUGUGUGGUGCCUGCCAAGCACAGCAAAUGUUGGAGCACAAGAAAUGCCCAGACCUCUGGAGCCUAUAAAUCUUCUUGCGGCUAGAAAUGAGAGGGAGAGUGUUCAAAUUGCUAUCCGUCCAAAAGUCUCCUGGGGUGGUUCUGGUAUUGCAGGGUUUGUGCAGGUUCAAUGUACUGACUUGUGUUCCACAUCUGGUGAUCGGUUGCUUGUUGGUCAAUCAUUAAAAUUGCGACGCGUGGCUCCUAUUUUAGGUGUACCUGAUGCUCUUGUACCUCUUGAUCAUCCAAUUAGUCAAAUAAGCCUACAACCUGGGGAAACAACUGCUGUUUGGGUUUCAAUAGAUGUUCCAAGCGAACAGCUGCCAGGUCUAUAUGAAGGAGAGAUCAUCAUUACUGCCAUGAAGUCAGAUGCAGGAUCCUCAACACAACAAUGCCUGGGCAGAACUGAGAAGCAUCAAUUAUACAUGGAACUUCGGAACUGUCUUGACAUUGUGGAGCCCAUUGAGGGUAAACCAUUGGAUGAAAUGGUAGAAAGAGUGAAAUCUGCAACUACAUCUUUAAGAAGAGUUCUUCUUUCUCCAUCAUUUUCUGAGUUCUUUUCAGAUAAUGUGCCAGUUGAUAUGAUGGAUGAAGAUGCCAUAUCAAACCUUUCAGUACGGGUGAAGCUUUGUUUGACGGUUUGGGACUUCAUCCUUCCUGCAACUCCAUCGCUACCUGCUGUAUUUGGUAUAUCUGAUACUGUAAUUGAGGAUCGUUUGGGUGUUGAACAUGGUAGUGAUGAGUGGUAUGAGGCAUUGGAUCAACAUUUCAAGUGGCUUCUUCAAUACAGGAUCAGCCCCUAUUUUUGCAGAUGGGGUGAUAGCAUGCGUGUUUUGACAUACACGUCUCCCUGGCCAGCUGAUCAUCCAAAAUCAGACGAAUAUUUAUCUGACCCACGAGUAACAGCAUAUGCUGUCCCAUAUACUCCAGCAGUUUCCAGUAAUGUUGCAGCAAGGGAUUACUUGCAGAAAGAAGUUGAGAUCUUGAGGACAAAGCCUCAUUGGAAGAAAGCUUAUUUCUAUUUAUGGGAUGAGCCACUGAACAAGGAACAUUAUGAAUCUGUUCGCUACAUGGCAAGUGAGAUUCAUGCUUAUGCUCCUGAUGCUCGUAUCUUGACUACAUACUAUUGUGGACCAAGUGAUGCACCUCUUGCCCCUACUCCUUUUGAGGCUUUUGUUAAAGUCCCAAAGUUCCUGCGCCCUCAUACUCAAAUAUAUUGUACAAGUGAGUGGGUGUUUGGUAAUAGAGAGGAUCUGGUAAAAGAUGUGAUUGGUGAAUUGCAGCCAGAAAAUGGUGAGGAAUGGUGGACAUAUGUAUGCAUGGGACCAUCUGAUCCCCAUCCAAAUUGGCAUCUUGGGAUGCGUGGAACACAGCACCGUGCUGUUAUGUGGCGUGUGUGGAAAGAAGGUGGGACUGGUUUUCUAUAUUGGGGUGCCAACUGCUAUGAGAAGGCAACAGUUCCCAGUGCAGAGAUAAGAUUUAGGCGGGGCCUUCCCCCAGGUGACGGAGUUUUGUACUAUCCUGGAGAAGUGUUCUCAUCAUCACGCGAACUUGUUGCUUCAGUUAGACUAGAGCGCAUCCUCAGUGGCUUGCAGGACAUCGAAUAUCUGAGGCUCUUUGCUUCCAGAUAUGGUAGGGAUGAAGGGCUUGCUCUUCUGCAGAAGACAGGUGUAUAUCUAGGUCCUGAGCGUUACACACUUGAUCACACGCCAAUUGAUGUCAUGCGGGGUGAGAUCUUCAACUCUUGCAGACCAUGAAUGCUUGUUGUCUCUAAUUUGUUUCCCCCCCUUUCUUUUUUUCUUUAUACUUUUUUCUUCUUCUUUUUUUUUUGUAAUGUAGUAUCAAUUCAUGCCAUUCCAGUUUCUUAAAUGUUUACACGGUAAAAAAAAAAAAACGAAAAACAAAAAACACAAAACCUCGAAGACUCAUGAAGAGUGUUCGAAUGUGUAUGAAGCACAUAACUAGGAUCACAUAAAAAAGAUUCAAGAUU